ACAGUCACAUGGUGCAUCCAGGAAGCAAUGCGUUCAACGUUUCUGUGCAGAGGAGGAUAAACAAACGCUCAGCUGUGUCAAUACAAAACUAAAAGACGGGUGUUAACUGACCUCGCAGUGAAGCAUCGAUCCUGUAACAUCUGCGAAACGGAUGCAAACAAACAGGCCUGUUCGGGAGGCUGAAGGAUUGUUUUUUUGAGUGCCAUCACAUUAACAGAAUUAUUCGUACACAUUGAGCGUUUCUGUGCUUGAUUUUCUGACAGACGGGCAAAAAUGUCUGACUUUGUCAUUUUAUUGCUGAUUCUUUUUUUGGUCAUUUGUCUCAUCUUAACUCUGGUGGGCUUCGUUUUUUACACCGGUCUUUUUUCUGAAGUCGUGAUUCGGACUGGAUCUCCUCCGGUGAAAAACAUCACGAUUGCAUAUAAGUUCAGAAAAGGAUCGUACAAGGACAGCGGAGCUGCUUUUACAGAGAGCUGCAGUAUCGGACCGAAGCUGUCCUCUGUCGGUGUGUUUUACGAUGACCCCAGUCAGACUCAAGCAGAUCAGUGUCGGUAUGUAGUGGGCAGUAUACUGUGUGAAAAUGAAGAAAAACCUGAUGAAGAGCUACAGCGUCUGUAUGAGAAAUUCGGCUACAAAGUCAUCUCCUUCCCAGAAGUCACCUGUGCCGUAACUUCAUCGUUUCCGAACAGAUGCACACUGUCUCCCGUCUGCGGCGCUUAUAGAGUCUACCCUGAACUACAACAGUAUAUAAAGGAAAGGAGUCUAAAUGCGUGCCCAUUCCUGGAGAUAUGCAAAGGAGAUCUGAUCCAUUACAUGUGUCCUCUAGAGAAUCAGAUGGACUUCUGCGUGCCUGAACUUUAUGAGAAGAAAACAUCUGAUGACAUGGAGGAAACAGUGGAGCAUAAAGACGCUGAUGUCACAGAUUCAGGGGCAGGUGAGCUGGAGCAAAAGUCAAGCUCAGUGUUCCAGGAAGUGGUUGAAGAGAGCAGGGAUGUGGUGGAGGCCUCUGCCCCAUUGCUGGAGAGCUCUCAGCCUGGUCUGGGUGAGGAAGAGGGUCACAGCGAGGAUGGGGACCAAGGGGGCAAGGGGUCCAGUGAGUCUGUAGGCAGUGGCUCUUCCUUUGAAGAGCUGGACAUGGAAAUGGAAGAGGAGAAAGAGGAGAAGAAAAACGAAGCAGAGGAGGAAGACCAUAAUGGACAGCAGAAGCCAGCGAUGGUGGGAGAAACAAUCGGGAACAGGGAGGAGUGAGGGAUAAAGCGGAUUAGAGGGAAUGUGGGUGAAUGAUGAGCGCAUAUGUGAGUGUGGGUGCAUGUGUGAGAGGGAGAAAGUUUGUCAGUGUCUUUGAAAUCAUCAAAGGCUGUUUUUUUUCUUUCUAAGUCUUUGAAAUUAACAUCCCUAAAUAUCCGAAAAGUUACUUCUUUGUUAUCAGCAAACAAGCAAUUAUCCCUUUCAGAUCCUUUUAUUAAAGACUUAAUGAAAUGCACAUUAUUCUUUGGCUUUGUAUUUAUUUCUGAGAAAACUAAUUGUAUAUGUUGCUUUCUCUAUUGUCUGUCUUCCCACGGUAAUCAUGAACUGCAUUUAGGCAGCAAGUAAAUCAGGCACAUUCUGAAAAUGAGGUAACACUAUUAACGCAACUAAAUGAAGCUUAGUCAGACAUUUUAUUUCAUUAACAUGUCCUACAGAUGAUGUAUUCAGUAGCGUUUGCUUCAAAACAUGAAUAAUUCAUUCCAAAUGCUGUCUGUUGCUGUAGGAUAGAACUGAAAAAGAGUGAGAAUAAUAAAGUGCAUGUUGUUAUUAGUGAUUGGAGUGUGUUUAAUUUGACCUGGUUAUAUUAUUUUUGUGCCCCCAUGUAUGUAAUUGAUCUGUUUUUUGUUUGUUUCUUUGUUUUUUUGUUGUUGUUUGUAUUUGGAAAAGAGGAAAUCAGUACAAAAAAAAAAAAAAGAUGAAGUAUACAGAAGAUAUUCAAGUAUAUCAGUAUAUAUAUAUAUAUAUAUAUAUAUAUAUAUAGUUUUUUCCUUUCAUUUUCUUAGGAGAGAAACAGGGUUUUUUAACAUAAGGGCUGUUGUCGAUAACACUUUAUUUCGAUAAUCUACUUUAGGCAUUCUACUAACAAUACAGUUAACUUUGCAACUACAUCAAAGUCCCUCAGGCAAGUCAUUUCACUUGGCGGCCAUCUUUGAAAUGUCUCUUGGGCAGCUAUUUCAGUAAUGCAAGUGCAGCUCCUAUCUCUUUGAAUUGGGAAAUUUCUCCAAAGCUGUUCAUUAAGCUUACAAUUAAAUUUCAUAUUUGAAAUCACCUGUCACUUCUGUAUUAGGUUUUGGUUAUGUUAAUGCUUUCAUGUCUUUUAUAUUGAUAUUUCUCACAGUCAUGUUUCAUGUCAUGUGAUUCCCUGUUCCCCUCAUGUGAUCCUCUCAGUGUCAUGUGCUUCCCUGUUCAUGUGUAAUGUUCUGAUUGGCUCCCUUGUUUCAUGUCACAUUCUCAUUGGUUCUCGUUUCAUCAGUUCUGUCUUGUCAUUGGUCUUGAUUAUUCACAGGUGUAUCUUGUUAGUCCUUAUUCUUUGUGUAUAAAUAGCCCUCAUGUUUCCAUGUCUUUGUUUUCAUGGUUUAUGGUCAAGUUUAUGUCAAGUCAUGUCUGGUUCUGUUUAUUUGUAUCUGUUCACAUUUAUUUAAAUAACCUGCAUAUGGGUUAAAUUCUGCUUGCCUUCAGUGGAUAACACGUUACAGAAAGCUAGACCUCACUGUGAACCCAGCGGUUACUCUCCUGCUUUUGCACCAGGGGAAUUGUCCCCUGGAGGAGUAUGUCUGGGACUAUGAUGAACUCUGUGAUGUGGUGGAUAUUAAUGAUAUUGCGUUAAAGGGCAUUUUUCGAAAUGGCUUGAGUGACUUUUUAAACUAUCUGAUGCCCCAAAGUGACAUUCCGGGGACCCUCGCUGACUAUAUUGUCUUUGCCUUGUUGCUGAGUGGUUCCUCAUUUACUGUGGGAAUUGCGGACAAGGAACCCUGCAAUUUGACAGCACUCACCACGCCAGAGCCUCGUCACGUCAUGGCCGUCACGCCAGAACCUCAUCACAUCAUGGCCACCACGCCAGAGCCAAGUCACGUCAUGGCUGCCAUGCCAGAGACAUGUCACGUUAUGGCCGCCACGCCAGAGUCUUGUCAUGUCAUGGCCGGCACGCCAAAGCCUAGCCAUGUCAUGGCCGCAACGCCAGAGUCUCGCCAUGUCUUGGCUGCCACGCCAGAGCCUUGUCAUGUCAUGUCUGCCAUGCCAGAGUCUCAUAACGUCAUGGUCGCUCAAGUCUCACCUGGAGGGGGGGGAUGCUAUAGGGUCACGACAUAUCUCUUUGGUCAUUGGAUAGAAUUCAUGGGCAGAUGAGACUAAACACCAGUGAUAUGGAUCCACAACUGAGGUCAAUGCAAACGGUGAAGUCCGGUGGUUCCAAGUCCAAAUCUGAUGGUCCCAGAAGUCAUGCCAUUAUCCUCAAUGCUUACGGUAGUGGUCAUCAUGUGUGUGUGGGCCACAUACACUUCCUCAGAUUAGGCGACAACCGCUGCUGCUCCUCCUGAGGAGGCAGCAACUACUACAUCUCCUUCCAAGGUGGCGGCAACCUCUACAGCUCCUUUUGAGGCAGUGGAGACUUCUAAAGCUCCUCCAGAGGCAGGGGCAUCCACCUGUGAACUCUUUUCCUGCCAUGUCACAGGCAUGAAGGCCAUUCAUGAACUGUCUAUGCCCCAUAUCACAGCCACGGAGGCCGGUCAAGAACUGUCUAUGUUCUCGCAAUUGCUCCAUGAUCCAGGCCUGCUCCACAUCCAGGUCCACCUGAUUCUCCAUGGUCUCAUCCUCUGCUCCACGUUCCAGGUCCGCCUUUGCCUCAUGGUCCAGGUCCGCCACCAUGCAAUGAUCCAGGCCCACUUCCCCUUCAUGGGCCUGGCCCUCCAACCCUCCCCCUAAAUCGCCUCUGCUUCUCCAUCCUCCUGGACUGUUUUGUUUUGAUUGGGUGUUCCGCCUUCAGUGGAUAACAUGUUACAUCACCAAUGAAAUCUGACAACAACGGUCUCAUAAAUCUUGUUUCUAAACUCUCAAAUCAUGACAAAAAAACCUGCAUUUUUCAGGCUGGACCAGCCAAUGCACAUGCACAGUCCUAAGUAUGCGUCUCGGAACACUGACUGUUCCUGUAGCAACCAGAGCUUCUAAUGACAGCUGCAGUGAUGCAAUGACUUUACCAAUUAGCAAUUGGCUCUUUUACUUAGAAGGCAGGACUUUCCGCCAUAUUGUGCGUUGCACUUUCUCCCAUUCAUAGUAAUACGAGUGUACCAUCUUUGUAUAUCAAAAGUUUUUUAACUACAUGUCAACUACCUCUCAUUAGAGUAUUAGACUGUCUUCUUAACAGCUGCUAACACUUUAUUUUGAUGGUCCCCGAACAGACUUUCUACUGACUAUACUAUGCAAAUACAUGUCUACAUAUUCUACUAACCCUAACCUUCUAACAGUCAACUAAUACUCUGAGAGUUAGUUGACAUGCAGCUGCAAAUUAAUGAGAGUUAGUUGAUAUGUAGGUACAAAGUUACUUAUAGUUAGUAGAACAUGUAUAAUGUAUAAUAUGUAUAAGUGGAUUAUCGAAAUAAAGUCUAACCCUGUUGUUUGUU
Messenger RNA from Ctenopharyngodon idella (grass carp), 4643 nucleotides. It is a transcript of the gene tex264a, whose product is annotated as testis expressed 264, ER-phagy receptor a. Gene Ontology annotation, cellular component: autophagosome membrane; nucleus; replication fork. Gene Ontology annotation, biological process: reticulophagy; protein-DNA covalent cross-linking repair. The record is from RefSeq and is a predicted model, not a curated record. Lineage: Eukaryota; Metazoa; Chordata; Actinopteri; Cypriniformes; Xenocyprididae. The coding region runs from base 274 to 1248 and encodes 324 amino acids. The transcript has 4 exons.